CCUCUCUCAGACACCCGAGCUUUCCCACUUCCCUCGCAGCCGUCAACCACCCACCUGUCUCUCCUCUCUUCCGACGAUUCAAAACCAGUACACUUCUACUCUCUCAGCUCUCUCCCUAGGGUUUCUCUCUCUCUCUCCAAUGGCGUCGGUGCAGAGCCACCUCUCUGCGUUUUCUUCCAUAGCCUCGUGCUAUUCGACUUCGUCUUCUUCGCCGUCGUCGGCCUUCUCUUCCACCGCCACCACUGCACUGGUUUCGGUCGGUAGGUCGCCGCAGCGUCGUCUGAAAUUCAACGGAGACGGGAGAAUUCGCCUCCAGCGGUCCGUAUGCCGAGCGAUGGUUCAGCAGGCCGUUCCAGGAGCUCCUGCUGCCUAUGCUAAGGAAAUGGAGAGGCUUUCCGCUAAAGAAUCGCUUCUUCUCGCCUUUAAGGAUGCUGGGGGUUUUGAGGCUUUAGUCACUGGGAAGACAACAGACAUGGAGCGGAUUGAUGUGAAUGAGAGGAUAACUGCUUUGGAGCGGGUCAAUCCAACACCACGUCCUACAACGUCGCCUUUUUUGGAAGGUCGAUGGAACUUCGAGUGGUUUGGAUCUGGAAGCCCAGGUUUUUUUGCUGCCAGAUUUUUGUUUGAGAGGUUUCCUUCAACUUUGGCUAGUUUGACAAAAAUGCAGGUGGUCAUCAAGGAUGGGAAUGCAAUGAUUACGGCAAAAUUGAAAGUGUUCAACUCGAUAGAAAGCAAAUUUACUUUGUCAACCAAGUUAACUGUGGAGGGACCAGUUCGAAUGAAAGAGGAAUAUGUUGAGGGGAUUCUUGAGACACCAAAAGUUAUUGAAGAGACAAUACCAGACCAGCUAAAAGGUGCACUUGGUCAGGCCGUAAACACAGUGCAACAACUUCCUCUGGUUAUUAGGGAUGCCUUUUCCAGUGGGCUGAAAGUUCCUUUAACUGGAUCUUUCGAGAGACUCUUCAUGAUCUCCUAUCUUGAUACCGAGAUACUUAUAAUACGAGAUGCUGCUGGAGUUCCUGAAGUGCUUACCAGGCUGGAAGAAGGCAUCAUAGAGUAUGAAAGCUAAAGGGUGCUUUAUGUAAGGGAACUCAAUUUUUCUAUUUUUUUUUCCUGCAUAUUUCAAGUAAAACAACUUCUAUACUUUACCACUUCCUCUCUUAGUAUUUCCUUGUUACCUCCUGAAAUUCUUCCAAAUAAUCGGCGAUGAGGUAUUAAAAUUAGGGGCAAUGUUUAUAUCUUUGUAAAGUACUAAAAUUGAAGUGAAUGGACCAAACGUUGAGUCUGGUUUGGUUUGUUGUCC
Molecule: messenger RNA, 1303 nt
Organism: Pyrus x bretschneideri (Chinese white pear)
Lineage: Eukaryota; Viridiplantae; Streptophyta; Magnoliopsida; Rosales; Rosaceae
Product: probable plastid-lipid-associated protein 13, chloroplastic
Exons: 7
Coding region: 140-1069 (309 amino acids)
Source: RefSeq, a predicted model, not a curated record